Messenger RNA from Neurospora tetraspora, 3488 nucleotides. RefSeq lists its product as uncharacterized. Lineage: Eukaryota; Fungi; Ascomycota; Sordariomycetes; Sordariales; Sordariaceae. The record is from RefSeq and is a predicted model, not a curated record. The transcript is spliced from 3 exons. The coding region runs from base 447 to 3026 and encodes 859 amino acids.
GUCCGACAGGAUCGUCGUCAGGUCAACUCGUUUAUUGGCGACAUGAAGGACGGUUGGAGGAGGAACGGUUUGGCUUCCCGGUCGAGCCAGUCCACCUUCCAGCCGAUCCGCUCACCUUAAACAUGACCCCCUCCCCCUUCCCUAAACUCCAUGGAAUCUGGAUCCUUUUUCUUCUUUUUCCAAUUUACCUCGCUGUCUCACUCUUGUUCAACACGGGGUUAGACAUUGUCAUCCUUCGGUAUUCUUUUGUAUAGUCCUUACAGAGUAUCUCUGAACCUAUUUGUCCUCUCCCUUGGCUGUUCACCCUUUGACUGGCCCAAAGCGUGACAAUUCAUAGAGCGCGGCUCCUCGUAUUUUCCGAAUCUUGAUCGCUGCGACUGUCGCUUGCAAAAUCAAUUAUAUGGCAACGAGACAGUGAAUACUGAGAGAACCACUCCUCUCCGAAUAUGAGGUUCGAUUUCCUAGCGCUGGCCGCCGUAGCCAGCGCAUCAACACUUACGCCCAAUGUCCUGCCGUUGUUUGUCCGCAACCCGUACCUGAGUACAUGGCUGGGAAAUGCUCGAAAAGCACCAUGGGAGGAUUGGCCCAUGUUCUGGACUGGGUCUCACCUGGGGUUUUCGGUCAUGGCAUCAGUUCCCGACUCCGGCAAGAUCUAUCCCCUCAUCGGACGACCUCAUGAUUCCAUUCAUCACGGGCACAAGCUCUACAACAUCACCUUCCCUGAAUACCUAGGCCCUACCUUUGACGCCUCGACCACGAACCUGACUUACCUUCUCCACGGAUCUUCCCCAGACGAGCCAGUGAAAAUUACACUUUCGUUCCUCUCCCCCAUCACCCCGUCAUCCACCCUCCGACAGUCGAUACCUGCCGCGUAUUUGACCGUCAUUGCCGAGGGCUGCUUCGACGUGACGAUUUACACAGAUGCCAAUGGCGAAUGGGUUAGCGGAAAUAGGGCGAACGAAAUCAAGUGGGAUUUGCACGAGCCCAAGGCACCAGAAGAAAGCUCGGAGGAUGCAACACGCAUCAAGACCUGGAAGUGGUCACGUCAGACAGAGCAACACUUGACCGAAUAUAAUGAUCACGCUGAAUGGGGAACCCUACACUUCACCGGUCCGGCCGAUGCCCAACAUGAAGCGGGCACGUCUGACAUUCUUCGUCAACACUUUGCUGAGAAGGGCUAUCUGCGGAAUCAAAUUGACCGGGACUUCCGUCGCAUCAUGCAAGAAGAGCCCGUGUUCGCUUUUGCGAAGACCUUCAAACUGGCCGGGGAGUCCAAAAAGAAGGGCUACUCAAAGACAGAAGACAACGUGGUUUUCAGCUUUGCUCUUGUCCAGGACCCAGUGGUACAGUUCGCUUCCGCUAGGGGUCUGACGCUCAUGAAACCGCUCUGGGCAUCCCACUUCGCCUCGCCCGACGAGCUAGUCCGUUACCACUACAACGACUUCAAGACUGCGUCUUGGCUGGCCCGGAACUACUCCGAAUCGCUCGCUCGCGAUGCCUUUGAGUCCGGAUCGGAGAGUUAUCAAGACAUCGCGGCUCUUUCUGCUCGCCAGGUACUUGGUGCCACUCAGUUCUCCGGAACCCCUGAUGAUCCCAUCAUCUUCCUCAAGGAAAUCUCGUCGAAUGGCAAUUUCCAGACCGUGGACGUCAUCUUCCCUGCGUUCCCCUUCUUCUUGUAUACCAACCCCAAGUGGCUCGGUUACCUCCUCGAGCCGCUGCUUGAGCACCAACUGAGCGGACAAUACCCGAACGACUACAGCAUGCAUGAUCUCGGCGCCCACUUCCCCAAUGCCACCGGUCACAGCGAUGGCAACGAUGAGUACAUGCCAGUCGAAGAAUGCGGAAACAUGCUCAUCAUGGGAUUGGCCCUCGCCAAUGCCUUCCGCUACGAUACCGAACCCGCCUUUGUUCAGGCCGCUGCCCCUGGUCAUUUUGCCAGCCCCAUCCCCUCAGCCAAGGACUGGUCACACUCCGUAGACAACUACGGCUUCGACCUGCACGGCUACCGCGACCGCAAAACCGAUCUCCAAACCACCGGAUCCAAAGCCGCAGAAAAAUGGCUAACCCGCUCCUACUCCCUCUGGAAGCAAUGGACCGGCUACCUCGUUCGCGAGUCGCUGAUCCCGCACAACCAGCUCUGCACCGAUGAUUUUGCUGGGUGGCUCGCCAACCAGACCAACUUGGCAUUGAAAGGCAUCAUUGGCAUCAAGGCCAUGAGCGAGAUCGCGGAUAUUGUUGGCCACGAAGACGAAGCCAAGCAUUACCGCAAGAUUGCGGCUACUUACAUCGACAAGUGGCAGGAGUACGGCAUCUCAAGAGACCAGACGCAUGCCAAGUUGGCGUAUACGUGGUAUGGAUCGUGGACGACGAUAUAUAACCUUUAUGCGGACUCGUUGUUGUGUUUCCAUGUUCCUUCUUCAUCUUCGUCCUCAUCUUCGUCAACCAAGCACCACCAAGACGAACGAAGAAAGCGGGGUUUCGGCCGCUGGUUCGGCAUUACUGAAGACCAGAAACCCAUUGGCGGCGGCGGCGGUGACGGUGACGAUGGUGAUGAUGAUACCGAAAAACCGUUCAUCCCAGAUAAAGUCUACCAAAUGCAAAGCGAUUGGUACUCCGCCGUGCUACAAAAGUACGGCCUACCGCUCGACUCUCGACACUUGUACACCAAGAGCGAUUGGGAGUUUUUCGCGGCGGCGGUGACGGGGAAGAAGACGAGGAUGGAGAUGUUGGAGGCCAUUUCGUUGUGGGUUAAUGAAACUGUUACUGACCGUCCUCUAACCGAUCUCUACGAUACCGAAGGGAAUGGUGGAUAUCCGGGUAUCUACUUCAUGGCGAGACCGGUGGUUGGUGGUCACUUUGCUUUCUUGGCGCUGGAGAGGGCUUGUGGUGGGAAGGCGGUGGAGGCGCUGAGGUUUAUGGAUGAGGAGCCGGCGGCGAAGAAGAUGGUUGAUAUUGAUGAGGCUUUGAAGGCUGAUAUGCUGGAGGCUAAGCGGGAUGGUUGGGCUCGUUGGGUUGGUGAUCUUUGAGUGUGUUGGAUUGUGGAAGUCGUGACUCUUGGAUAUUGUUACUCUAUCGAGACGUAACCGAAUGAACCGGCUUUUUCAGUACCUAAACUUCGAGGUUGUAGCCCUUCAUUAGUCUUUCCGUGAUAGCCGGGUUGGUCAAAAUUUGGAUGCCCUUGUGAAACACGAUUGACUGCCGAGUUUCCUCCAAUGUUGAUCUGAUCGUGAUAUUUCAAGGUAGGGAUGGAUGGUAGAAGCAGGGAGCUAUAUCGAGCCCAGGGAUGCGGCGCAUUGGCACCUGAAGAGAAGUUGAACAGCAACGGCGAGGAGAGUUGAAUUAAUUCACCUCGGAAUCGCCUCACACCAACAUUUCACCUUUAGUGUAGUGGCUUGUUAGGCGGCGUGACCUCACAUCAGCUUUGUCAGGUGAAGUUCCCGGUGAAGUCGGCGAGGUCGGCAAGUCCCCAUCAGCUGAAAAAAGUCCCC